Cavia porcellus (domestic guinea pig) is the source of this 1689-nucleotide messenger RNA. Its product is annotated as cytokine-like nuclear factor N-PAC. The record is from RefSeq and is a predicted model, not a curated record. Lineage: Eukaryota; Metazoa; Chordata; Mammalia; Rodentia; Caviidae. Gene Ontology annotation, molecular function: oxidoreductase activity; NAD binding; NADP binding.
GGUAAGAUGGCAGCUGUGAGUCUGUGGCUCAGUGACUUGAUGUGGGGGAAACUCGGCAGGUAUCCUCCUUGGCCAGGAAAGAUUGUGAAUCCACCCAAGGAUUUGAAGAAACCAUGUGGUAAGAAAUGCUUCUUUGUGAAAUUUUUUGGAACAGAAGAUCAUGCCUGGAUCAAAGUGGAGCAGCUGAAGCCAUAUCAUGCUCAUAAAGAAGAAAUGAUAAAAAUCAACAAGGGAAAACAAUUCCAACAAGCUGUGGAUGCUUUGGAAGAGUUCCUCAGGAGAACCAAAGGAAAAGACCAGGACCUCACUAUCCCCGAGUCUAGUACUGUGAAGGGGAUGAUGGCCGGACCUAUGGCCAUAUUUAAAUGGCAGCCAACUGCGAGUGAGCCUGUCAAAGAUGCAGAUUCUCACUUCCAUCAUUUCUUGCUGAGCCAAACAGAGAAGCCAGCUGUUUGUUACCAGGCAAUCACAAAGAAGUUGAAAAUAUGUGAAGAGGAAACUGGUUCCACCUCCAUCCAGGCAGCAGACAGCACAGCUGUGAAUGGCAGUAUCAUACCCACAGACAAAAAGAUAGGAUUUUUGGGCCUUGGACUCAUGGGAAGUGGCAUUGUCUCCUACUUGCUAAAAAUGGGUCAUACAGUGACUGUCUGGAACAGGACUGCAGAGAAAUGUGAUUUGUUCAUCCAGCAGGGGGCCCGCCUAGGAAGAACCCCCACUGAAGUUGUUUCAACUUGCGACAUCACUUUCGCCAAGGACCUGGUGCUGGGCCCAGUACUGCAAGGGAUCCGUCCUGGGAAGUGCUGUGUGGAUAUGUUAAUGGUGGAUGCCGACACAGUCACUGAGCUGGCCCAGGUGAUUGUAUCCAGGGGGGGUCGCUUUCUGGAGGCCCCAGUCUCAGGGAAUCAGCAGCUGUCUAACGACGGGAUGUUGGUGAUCUUAGCAGCUGGAGACAGGGGCCUAUAUGAGGACUGUAGCAGCUACUUCCAGGCUAUGGGGAAGACCUCCUUCUUUCUAGGUGAAGUUGACAAUGCAGCCAAGAUGAUGCUGAUUGUAAACAUGGUCCAAGGGAGCUUCAUGGCCACCAUUGCAGAGGGGCUAACCCUGGCCCAGGUCACAGGCCAGUCACAGCAGACAUUCUUAGACAUCCUCAAUCAGGGACAGUUGGCCAGCAUCUUCCUGGACCAGAAGUGCCAAAAUAUCCUACAGGAGAACUUUAAGCCUGAUUUCUACCUGAAAUACAUUCAGAAGGAUCUUCACCUGGCCAUUGCACUGGGUGGUGCAGUCAACCACCCAACACGUAUGGCAGCUGCAGCCAAUGAGGUAUACAAAAGAGUCAAGGCGUUGGACCAGUCUGACAAUGAUAUGUCUGAAGUGUACCGAGCCUACAUACACUAAACUGUAGAUGCCCUGCCCCACCCCUCUGAUCUUCCCUCAACCCUGUUUUCCUCAUAUGGGGUUGGGGUUCUGUGACUUAACUCUGGACCAGUCCACCUGUCUCCAUUUCCUUUUAUACAGACUCGAGACUUGCCAUCAGCACAGCACACAGCAGUACCCCUCCCUGAAGCCCUGGGAGGGAGGGGUGUUACCAAGGUUGGCUUGUGAGGAAGCUCUUGAGCUGGGCACUGGCCCCAACUAGGUGGCUGUACAUGUGUACACACACACACACACACAUACACAAACACAAACACA